GCUGCCUGAGACCCCUGAGCUGCCACCCCAGGAGAGCGUAGCCACAGUAACCCUGCUUAACCCCAGGUUGCCACCCCAAGGAGUACAUCCCACAUCGAGGUCAUGAAGAAGCGACUUCACUCCUGGUAGAGGGAAGCAACUGUGCCCAGCCCAGCAGAGAACUCUGGAGACUACUGGGGACGUGGAACAGCCAGGGCCAGAGCAGGAGGCGCAGGGAAACUCAAGUGGAGAUGGGGGAGAUGGGAGAAGGGAGUACACAUGGCUCCUCCCUGCCGGACCUCCAACACCCCCCUCAACCUUCGACUCCUCUCGGAUAAGGUCUUGUCUAGCAUCAUCUAGAAAUUUGAUGCCCUCCGCUCGGCUGCACAGGCAGGUCCUCUGCUGCCCUCAGAAAUCCUUGCUCUGAGAGAACGCCCCGCCACUUCCUCACCUUCUGGGGUAAAGUCUCAUCGGAAGCAGAGAGGAGGGCUCCUAAGAGGCUGGUGACAUCGGAAUCCAGCAGCGGCUGAGCCCGCACUCAACAUGCAGGUAUCUUUCGUGUGUUCAGAGCACAGCCUCAAGAGCCGUGGCCCCGAAGAUCGGCUGGGUCGCUCGGCAGCCAGCAGCCCCAGCCCGGGCACCCGUGGACGCUUCCGUGCUGUGGCUAUGGUGGCCCGGAGCCUGGGACAGCUGUCGGGGCAGAGUGCCUCAAACAGCAAGGACACCAGCUUGAAGCAGCCAGGGAUGAGAUAUAGAAAUCUGGGCAAAUCUGGCCUUCGGGUCUCCUGCCUGGGGCUUGGAACAUGGGUGACCUUCGGGGGCCAGAUCACGGAUGAGAUGGCAGAGCACCUAAUGACCCUGGCUUACGAUAACGGCAUCAACCUGUUCGAUACGGCGGAGGUGUACGCUGCUGGGAAGGCUGAAGUGGUAUUAGGAAACAUCAUUAAGAAGAAGGGAUGGAGACGGUCCAGCCUUGUCAUCACCACCAAGAUCUUCUGGGGUGGAAAAGCAGAGACCGAGAGAGGCCUCUCCCGGAAGCACAUAAUCGAAGGACUGAAAGCUUCCCUGGAGCGGAUGCAGCUGGAGUAUGUGGACGUGGUUUUUGCCAACCGCCCAGACCCCAACACGCCCAUGGAAGCAGGGGACCCAUUUAGUUCCUUCAAGUCACGGACAUUCAUCAUUGAAGAGACCGUGCGGGCUAUGACCCAUGUCAUCAACCAGGGAAUGGCCAUGUACUGGGGCACAUCACGGUGGAGUUCCAUGGAGAUCAUGGAGGCCUACUCAGUGGCUCGGCAAUUCAACCUGAUCCCGCCCAUCUGCGAGCAAGCCGAAUAUCACAUGUUCCAGAGGGAGAAGGUGGAGGUCCAGCUGCCAGAGCUGUUCCACAAGAUAGGAGUAGGUGCCAUGACCUGGUCCCCUCUGGCCUGCGGCAUCGUCUCAGGAAAGUAUGACAGUGGGAUCCCACCUUACUCCAGAGCCUCCCUGAAGGGCUACCAGUGGUUGAAGGACAAGAUCCUGAGUGAGGAAGGUCGCCGCCAGCAGGCCAAGCUGAAGGAACUGCAAGCCAUUGCCGAGCGCCUAGGCUGCACCCUACCCCAGCUGGCCAUAGCCUGGUGCCUGAGGAACGAGGGUGUCAGCUCUGUGCUUCUGGGUGCUUCCAAUGCAGAGCAACUCAUGGAGAACAUCGGAGCAAUACAGGUCCUUCCAAAAUUGUCGUCUUCCAUCGUCCACGAGAUGGACAGCAUUCUGGGCAAUAAACCCUACAGCAAAAAGGACUAUAGAUCCUAAGUUACCCCAGCCCACCCCCGCUCGGACACUUCCCCGUUCCCUCCUCGUCUCUGUUCGCUCGCUUCUGCUGUUUCAAAGCCAAAUGCCGAGUGUGGUUCACAUCCAAGAGGGGAAACACUAUGCCCAGAUGUUCUAGGAAACUGAUCUCCAAAGUCACCGCCAGAUGCCGCCUGCCGCUUCCUCACUGGAUACUAUCCGACGGAUGCCAGGAGAUGGCAUCAAUUGGGGGACAUCCAGAGGCUCCCACCCAAGCCCACCACCUCUGCUUAUCCUUCAAGAAGAAACGCUUGCCCCCAGCCGUGGACCUUCAUGGGGAUUCUAGAAGCCAUGGCCCGGUGGAGGUCUAGUCCUCAGAGCAGGAAGGGCUAGCCUUUCUGCCAAGAAACCUCUAUCUCAGAAGAGGGGUGUGCACCCUUCUCCCAGAGUCCUAAUGGUGAGAGCAGGGUCUCCCUCUCUCCAUGGACACAAGGCACUUUGUCCAAGGCUGGCCUGGGAUCCCACUCUUCCCAGGCCUUGACCUGCCCCACAUGUGCACCGGGCCUUGGCUGGGAUUCUACCCAGCUGGCCCUUGGCCCCCACCCUUACCCUUGCUGGCAGGGGCAGGGACCCCAGCUGGCUUUCCCAGCGUCUUCCGCCCGGCAUACAACUGCGGAGCCCCACAUGGAGCCCAUUGGAGAAUGCCUCUCAAGACAGACACUCGUGGACAGGUGUGGCAGCUGGCCCCACCGCAGGCAGGUGGCAGCAGGCUGGGCCCAAGCUCUCAGAGACCUUCCUCCAGUACCUCUGCUGUACCAGAGCAGUGGGGUCAUGACGUGGGCUCUUGCACAGAUGAAGCACUUAGAGCCCCCUGGGGUUUCCAUCGAUGCAAGCUAAGGGACUAAGGAAGCAAGUCUGGUAAUAAUAGUCUCCGUGUUGUAAGAAUAGAUCCCCCAGGGCCUCUCCCUGGGAAAAAAAUGGCUAGGACCACCCAUUCCCUUCUGCGCACCCUCAUGCUGGCCCAGGGCAGGAUGGGAAGAGGGAGAGUGGGAAGGACGGGCAGCCCCUUAUCAGUGGGAGCCACGUGGAUGUUGGUGCCGGGAAGCCUGCAGGUUUGGGCAGCACAUGCUGCCUUGACGCCCAAUCCCAUGGUCAUGUGAUGCUCUAGGGGACAGGAUCCUACCCAGCUGUCUCCCUAGGAGACCAGCCUCCUGCCCUGGACAGGCUAUGGCCAGCUUCCAGGCACAAGCCCUGGAUGCAUAGCACCCUGGCUUCGCCUUCUGUAGCUGCUGUUCCAAGUCUCCUGCCUGCUAUUCUUAAGGCUGGGCAGAGGUGAGAACUGGAUUAGUGGGUAGGGUUAUGGGGAGUAGACAGGAAGAAAGGCAGACAGGGUGGGUAGCUUCUUCUCACACAUACAACCCCCCUGAAAAACCUGGGCUCUCAAACCUUCGCCGCUCAUAUCGCUGACCCCUGAGACCUCAGAAGCAGCCCUGUGGGUGUGGGGAUAGAGGGCACUGGACUCUGGUACUUCCAUGCCUGCUAGAGGAGCCAGCCUCCUGGACAGGGCCCUGCAGUGGCCCAGCAGGAAGUACCAGACCUGUUCACACAGCUGGCCUUGGCCCUUCUUGCUAGGUGGGCCAGGCAUGCAGGGAUGCCCACAGUAGGAGCCACUGCCUGCCUGUGAACCACACCUCAGCGCUUAGCUCCAGCUGGGUAUGUGCAAGAGACAGGAAAACAGGCUGCAGGGCUAAGGCCCACAGGAGCCCUAGAUGCAGAAGACAUUUUAACCAAGUGUUUCUGAGAUGUUUUCUUCCAUACCCACUCUUGAAGAGUUGGGGAUUGGCUUCUUAAGUUUCUGUGGCGGGCUGUGGAGGAGGAGGGGCUUGGGAGGCCACAGAAGUCAACUGAGUGCAGACAGCCCAUCAUGGGGAGCUUGCCCCUGACCCUCGAAGAGUCUAAGACCAUCUUCCUCCAUGGCCUCUCCUUCCUUUAGCCCAGCUGCCUGCUGGCCAGUCCAAGCCAGCCUCUCUUCACCUUGAAGCAGUCUGCCAGGCCUGGUGCAGGAGAGCUAUGUAGAGGAGCAGAGCUGGUGCCCAGCUCCUGCUCAUCCCAGACCCAAGGUCCUGAGGCACAGCGGGGCACCUGUGUGCCUGCUCUUGUGUACAUACUGUGCUUUCUCUCGCCAUCUUAGUGGGCGUGGCUCCUCGCUAACUGCACCCCACCAGGCCAACCGCAAACGCCUCUAGCUUCCCGACAGACUCAGACUAAGGUGCGGCCCGUAUUUAUGGAAUGGCAAAUAAAACCCGAGCCCUCUGGUC
Molecule: messenger RNA, 4061 nt
Organism: Arvicanthis niloticus (Nile rat)
Lineage: Eukaryota; Metazoa; Chordata; Mammalia; Rodentia; Muridae
Gene: Kcnab2
Product: potassium voltage-gated channel subfamily A regulatory beta subunit 2
Biological process (GO): regulation of action potential; potassium ion transport; regulation of potassium ion transmembrane transport
Cellular component (GO): cytoplasm; juxtaparanode region of axon; membrane
Molecular function (GO): potassium channel regulator activity; voltage-gated potassium channel activity; transmembrane transporter binding
Source: RefSeq, a predicted model, not a curated record